Molecule: messenger RNA, 1992 nt
Organism: Triplophysa dalaica
Lineage: Eukaryota; Metazoa; Chordata; Actinopteri; Cypriniformes; Nemacheilidae
Product: zinc finger protein 501-like
Exons: 3
Coding region: 1-1401 (466 amino acids)
Source: RefSeq, a predicted model, not a curated record
AUGGCCGCGCGUAUGGAGAAAGUGAAGUCCAGACACACACAGGACUCAGAGCUCAGCCUCACUUUACUCUGUUAUACUGACACAAACCCCACAGACGCUCAGGACACUGUGUGUGACAGUAAUCACACCUUGAAUCAGGAUGAAUCUACUGAUCAAACCUCCACAGAGUCUCUGGAUUCUGUCUGUAACGCUGGAGAACAGCAGAUCCUGAACACCAGACCACUGAACAUGUGUUCUGUCACACUGAUGGACUGCAGGAAAAUGAUGAAGAUAAAAACACAAACCACAGUAAAGAAAGAACAGAAUGAUGAUGAUGAGAAUCAUGAUGAUUUUGUUCCUUCAGUCAAACUGGUGGGUGGUGAGAACCUGGAGAUAAAAACAGAAGAAACAUCAGACAAAGAUCAGACUGGUGAAGAUGAGAAUGAUGGUGGUGAUGGUUUUAUUUCUUCAGAUGAGAGCGGUGAUUCAUGUGGUGAAUCUUCAUCAAAACAGCGAGUGACAGCACAAACUCUUCCCUGCAUCACAGAGGAACAUUUAGAGGGACAUGAGAGGAGUCACACGGAACAGAAGGUCUUACAAGAGCAGCAACAUCAUUCACAAGAGCACGUAGAGGAGCAUAAGAAACAGUUUCUCUGUGAGCUGUGCGGCAAGAAUUGUGUCUCCUCUUUUAGUCUGAAAACUCACAUGAGGACACACUCUGGAGAAAAACCUUUCCACUGCAGUGAAUGUGACAAAUGUUUCAGCAUCAAAGGAAAUCUUGUAAGUCAUCAGAGAAUUCACACGGGAGAAAAACCGCACAAGUGUCCUCAGUGUGAGGUUAGAUUCGGCCGUAGAAAUCUCCUAAACAGACACAUGCGUUUACACACAGAUGAGAGACCGUAUGAGUGCAGUGAAUGUGGAAAAACCUUUAAGAGUUCAGCAUCUUUAAAGUCACACCAAGCAACACACAAUGUGGAGAAACUCUAUCAGUGUUCACACUGUGAUAAACACUUCCGUGAGAAACUUUAUCUGAAAUAUCAUGAAAGAACUCACACUGGAGAGAAACCUUUCCUCUGCUCAUAUUGUGGAAAGAGCUUUACAAGACGAUGUACUUUCAGCUUUCAUGAGAGAACUCAUACUGGAGAGAAACCUUAUCACUGCAGUGUUUGUGGGAAGAGUUUCACUACACACUGUACCUACUCAAGGCACCAAACAACUCAUACAGCUGAAAGACCUUAUAAAUGUUCUCAGUGUGACAAGAUGUUUUCUCGACCAGAUGCCCUUAGGGGCCAUGAGAGAGUUCACACUGGAGAGAAACCUUAUCACUGCUCCAUCUGUGGAGAGAGAUUUGCUUAUUUAAAAUGUCUUAAAGCUCAUGAGAAGAAACAUGCUGGAAAACAAACUGCACUGGAUUCAUCAUAACAUCUUUAAUCAAUAUGAUAGUUUAACUUGAACUCAAAAUUCUUAUAUUUCUGUGGUCCUGAGAAAAUGAUAAUUAUCAGAGUAAAUCAGACAUUUUAAAAGAUGUUACGUUUGCAGAUGUACAAACAUAGUAAAAUCUCUUUUGUAUUCAUAGUACUGAACAUUUAUUUGAUUUAUCGUUUACUUGUUUUUAACAUAAUAAAUCAAAUGUUGAGAUUACUUUAAGCUGGUGUCUGUGACACAAAAUAAACACAUCUGUGCCUAUAACAUUGUUUGAAUACUGAAGUUCAAUAUUGGUUAAAUAUAUAUUCUUGUUAUUGUUUCCUUGUAGACACCAUUAUCGGAUGUGCUUGUGCACAAAAAAAUUUCUCUGCCUUUAUAACCUGUAAAAAAAAAUGUGCCGUUUGUAAAAUAAAGUAUACACAACACAACGUGUGCUCUAAAACACUGUUUAAGUAGGUAAUUACAGUAGGUGAGCACAUGUGAAGUGUGCUCAUGUCAGAAGAUUUAAACGGAUUUGAAGCUUAUAAACAUGCACAUCAAUCAGAUGACUUUAUUUAACUUUCAUGUAAACGCACUCAGAUUUAAAUU